Callithrix jacchus (white-tufted-ear marmoset) is the source of this 3831-nucleotide messenger RNA. The record is from RefSeq and is a predicted model, not a curated record. NCBI's taxonomy places the organism in Eukaryota, Metazoa, Chordata, Mammalia, Primates, Cebidae.
CGGAAAGCAUGGGCGGAGCGGGGCGGGCCUGGGGGCCUCUGGGCCGGUUCGGGGCCUCUGGGCCAGUUCAGGACCCCGUGGUGAGGGGCGAUCUCUCCUCGCGUACGUACGCUAGUACUUUGUGGCUGCGAAGGGCCAAGUACACAGACGCAGCCCUUGCCCUCAAAAGGCUUACCGUCUUGGAGUGACAGUUACAAAACAGAAAAGACGAAGGGAGCGCUGAACACUGAUGGCACGAGGUGAAAGCCAGCCAGCAUCUCUAGGGUUACAGGAAGAGCAGGAUAUCUGACCAAAAGGAUACCACAGAACCCAAGAUAUCAGCAUGUCAAAUCAAGACUGGACACUGGCCAUACUGUUCCUGCAUUUCCCCGAGCCUUAUUUCUUCUGCCACAAAAACCCUCAACUCCUUCAUCUCUACCCAUCUAACCCCUAAUUGCAACUGUGAUCCACCCUUCUCAAGUGAGUGAUUUUGUGAGGUAACAGUAUGACUAAAUAUACUGAGAAGCUAGAAGAGAUUAAGAAAAAUUAUAGGUACAAAAAAGAUGAGCUUUUCAAGAGACUAAAAGUUACAACUUUUGCCCAGCUGGUCAUCCAAGUUGCUUCCCUCUCUGAUCAAACACUGGAAGUGACAGCUGAGGAGAUUCAAAGGCUGGAAGACAAUGAUUCUAUAGCUUCAGACCCUGAUGCUGAAACCACUGCCAGGACCAAUGGGAAAGGAAGUCCAGGUGAGCAGCCACCAAGCCCUGAGCAGUUCAUAAACAACGUGGGAGCUGGGGAUUCCAGCCGCUCAACUCUUCAGAGUGUCAUCAGUGGCGUUGGGGAACUGGAUCUAGACAAAGGGCCAGUGAAGAAAGCAGAGCCCAAUACCAAAGACAAACCUUAUCCUGACUGCCCCUUCCUGCUGCUAGAUGUACGUGAUAGAGAUUCCUACCAGCAGUGCCACAUUGUUGGAGCUUACAGUUACCCAAUUGCAACUCUGUCUAGAACAAUGAACCCUUAUUCAAAUGAUAUUCUUGAAUAUAAAAAUGCCCAUGGCAAGAUCAUCAUUCUGUAUGACGACGAUGAAAGGCUGGCCAGUCAGGCGGCCACCACCAUGUGCGAGCGCGGAUUUGAAAACCUCUUCAUGCUUUCUGGAGGUCUAAAAGUCUUAGCUCAGAAAUUUCCAGAAGGACUGAUUACCGGUUCCCUGCCAGCAUCUUGCCAGCAGGCCCUUCCUCCUGGUUCUGCCCGGAAAAGAUCCAGCCCCAAAGUGCCACCCCUACCAGCUGAGAACAAAUGGAGAUUUACCCCAGAAGACUUAAAAAAGAUAGAAUAUUAUCUAGAAGAGGAGCAAGGGCCUGCCGAUCAUCCUAGUCGACUGAACCAAGCUAACUCCUCCAGAAGAGACUCCAAGGUGCCUGGUGCCCGAAGCGCUCAGAAUCUGCCCAGUGGGGGCCCCACCAGCCACUCAAACCCCCGCUCCCUCAGCAGUGGCCACCUGCAAGGCAAACCCUGGAAGUAAAGACUUUGUCUCACUUAGGCAAAUAAAUGUUUGUCCUCUUUUCAGAACCCCUGAGCAUUUCCCACGUUGGGUCAUUUCCAGAAACUUCUGCAGAGGAAAGACGGUGAUAGAUGCAUGGGAUAGUCCCUCUUCCCUCUCCCUGUUUCUGAUUCCUCUCCCCUCGGCCACUUCAGGAAGGAUUUUAGCAGGUGGCCACAAAAACCAGAGUUGUGACAGGCUCUACUGUCUUCCCUGUUGUUUACAGCAUAUUUACGUCUUGUGAAACUAUGGAAAAAAAGGAUCUACGUUUUUAGUUGUUUUUUUAAUAAGGUCCAGCUUGCUGGGUCUCUCUUCAUUGUUUUGUAAAUAGUUCAGUCACAUCUGCCCAUGUGCUCUUCUUGACUGCCUUUUCAUUUACUGUUCUUGACUUCAUGAAGGCUUCUCCAGGCAGUGUGGGUGUGAGAAGCUGUUCCCAGCAGUGCAGACGAGCCUUAGGUUCCAGCCACCUGCAGGCCCCACACUAGGAGCUCACUCAGCAAGGAGCUGUCUGCCCAGCAUAUUGCAGGCCCUGUUUUGAGUUUGGAAACCAGCGCCUGUGUGCGUGACUCAAAUGUAAAAUGAGGAGACUAGCUGUACGCUCACAGAAUGCUCCCCUCAUUAGGUAUUUUCCUGGAGCCAGAAAGGUGUGCACUUUCUGUUUUCAUACCGGGAAGGAGGGCCUCUCACAAGAAAGCCCUGGCCACUGCACUGGCCUGUGCUGAGAGCCCUCUGAAGCCCACAGAAGUGGCCCUCACUUGUGGUCUGUAUAGCAGUUAUAAUGCCCGUGGCCCAGCUUCAAUCUAUCCACGUUAGAUGGAUAAAAUUAUGAUCACUUGAAAAUAGAGAUUUGUCUGGACAACUGUGGACGCACAAGGUGAAAAAGGCUCCAAAGUCCUUUGUCAGGGCUGACAACCUCGUAAGCCCUUGCUUAGAAAUACAGUAUUAGUCUAAUUGAGUAAUUAGUGCAAUUUCCUGCUUACUUUUCAUUCUUGUGACUGAGCUGUGAUUAGGAAGUUGUGAUUAUAGAUUCUGGUUUUGGCCGGAAUUUUGAAUCAGCAUUAAUUGAAUUGCUAAAUGACUGACAUUCAUUCCAUUUAAUUGGGGGAACAAAAGGCCUCAGGUAAGGAUGGGGAACUCUGAAAUCAUAUGGAAAGGAAAAGAGCCGUGUUAAUUUUUAUGGUCUGUGAUCGUAGCUGUGAUAAGGGACUGAGGAAUAAAUUGUGCUCUUCGUCAUGGCAACCAGCUUCUGAAAAGCCAACUGAAAAUUGCCUGUCCUGCUGGUAACUGCUGCGGGGUAAGAUUGGCCUUAACAGUACUAUUUUCUUGCCACCAAAAAAAAAAAAAAGUACCACAGUAUUUCUAGCAUGGGGGCUGAUUGUAUGAGAAAUAAACGUAAUAAAUAUCUUAUAGAGACAUAUGGAAAAAUAACUUUCAGAUUCAGCCCAGUUCUGCUUUAGAGUGUGUUUAUUCUUCUCUACUUGAUUUCCAAAGUCCAACAUUUUCCGAUACUUUAAAAAUCAAACAAACCAGGGACAUUGUUCAGAUGUCAAGCCAUGCCCAGUUUUCCACAAGAUUCAAGAAUCUUGUAUAAAAUUCAGCCAACGUACACAUAGCUUUAAUGAGAAGCCUGUCAUGUUUCCCCAUAAAUUUAUUGCCUGAGAACUUAGUUCAGCCUUUGCUAAUGCCAAAAUGCUCUGGCUUUUUAUUUUCUUUACAGCAUAGAUAGAAAAAUGCACAUUUUUCCACACUCAGCUUUCCCCUAACAUGGACAAGAUUUUCAGCCAUUUUUGCCACAUACACAUUUUUAAGGAAAAAAUAUUUUUCUCUGUAACACAGUUCUGGUUAUGCCAUUUUAAAGGUGACUUGUCAGGAUUUGAGACUUCCCUGCUGAAUUCUAUUUUGAAAGUAAAUGGUCGUCCCGCCUUGUUCCAAUUCUGCAUUCCCAUUGUCAGACAACUUUGAAGUGUGAGAAGCCACCGUAUAUAUGUGGAAAGCCAGGUUAGCCAGACCUAUUAGAAUUGCUGUGCACUCACCUGAGAGAUCUGGCAAGUUGAAUAUAUUUAUGUGUAUUGCUCCAUAGUGCUUUCUUUGCCCUGUUGGUAAGGAUUUUAAAUAACCAUGCUCAAAAGAGCUGUUCUAAUUCUGCGCUUUGCGUGUUAAAUGUUACUGUCAUUCUUUAUGUGCUCGAGGUAUUGCUUUUAACAUUCUGCUUUACCGGUUUCUUCAUUAGAUUAAUUGACAUGUAUUAUUUAAAUGACCAGUGAUGCUUUGUGCAAUUAUGAAUGUUGAAGAUUAAAGUACAUAGUUAUUAA